Molecule: messenger RNA, 1359 nt
Organism: Suillus plorans
Lineage: Eukaryota; Fungi; Basidiomycota; Agaricomycetes; Boletales; Suillaceae
Exons: 7
Coding region: 405-1256 (283 amino acids)
Source: RefSeq, a predicted model, not a curated record
GUUUUCUAGCUGAUUGGAUAUGAAACAACUCUUCUACACUCCCUCCGUCAUCGUCAUCCUCCUCCACUCGUCACUCAUCGAUGCAUCACCAACUAGAGACUAAAUAACAGUAUGAGACUCGCCGCGUUUUUAUCAUUAGGAGAUAGUUGUUGCUAGACGUAUCUCUGACAGCGGGUUUCCAGCGGUUGAACUUGCGCAACCUGAAUUUCUCACAGGUGACAGUGGGCAAUACCAUUUGACAGGAGUAGCAUAAUCCCAAAAGCUUGCAUGAUCCGUUAUCGAUAUUUAUUAAUCAAACCACAUGGGCUAAGUGAAUUCAAAAGCUACAUAUUGAGAACCAAGGCCGUAGAAGAAUAAGGCCUUACCACUGAACGUCUAUUCGCGCACCGCAACUCACUGUACUUAUGUCUGACUCUAAAGUAUGGCUGAUCACAGGUACAUCAUCAGGCUUUGGUCGCCGUUUAGUAUCAAUCGUUCUAGAACGCGGUGAUCGCGUAGUCGCGACGGCCCGAUCUCUCCAGAAAAUUCAAGAUUUUCCCCAAUCUCCAAACCUGCAUCUCCUAGAGCUCGAUGUGACUGCUGGAACAACUGCAAUCAAGGAACGCGUAGAUGAGGCGGCUAAAGUAUGGGGCAGGAUUGAUGUGUUGGUGAACAAUGCGGGUAUUGGAUUACCAGGAAUCCUCGAGGAAUGCGGGGUGGAUAGGCUACAAAGACAAUUCCGCCCUAAUGUCUUCGGUGUGCUGGAUGUCACGAAUGCAGCAUUGCCAUACAUGCGUGAAAGGAAAAGUGGUACAGUAGUUAUCAUCGGGAGCCGUAGCGCCUGGAGGCCUGAAAUUAGGGGAAUUGGCUCUUAUGCCUCAUCAAAGGCAGCUGUGCAUGUAAUGGGCGAAACACUUGCCGUGGAACUUGCAUCGUUCAACAUACGCGUCCUGAUCGUCGCGCCUGGCGCCUUCCGCACCGAAAACAUAUACAGCAAUAAAUUUGACACGACGCAUCCUAUUCCUGAUUAUGAUGAAACGCGAGCUAAAGCAUUGCUAAGGUAUGAGACUGUCCCUGGCAAGCAGCCAGGAGACCCCGCGAAGGCGAUGAAAAUCGUCGUAGACGUCGUAAGAGGAGAAGGCGUUGCAGUUGGGAGGGAGUGGCCGUUGUAUCUUGUCUUGGGGGAGGAUGCAGAGAAAGAUGUCAGAAAUAAAUGUAUGAAGGUGUUGAAGCACCUUGAUGAAUGGCAAGACGUAAUUCGGGACGUGAAUCUAUAAACCGACAGAUAUGUAGCAUUAGAGUUACAUGAUGUAAAUUUAUUGCUCUUUUCGGGUCUAAAAGGUGCAUCAUCAUAAACCUGGUUCCACGCUUCAUUUCCUG